ACGCUGCGUUUUGGCGCCUUCAUACAAGUUCCAAGCCAGCCAGAGUGAAGAAGCAAGAGAAAGAGAAUUGAAUCAUUGAGGCGGCGGUCUAAUGGCGGAGAAACCUCAACCGGUCGUCGUUCAGUACUGUCAAGUUUGCGGUCUGCCACCUGAAUACUGCGAAUUUGGACCCGAAUUCGAAAAAUGCAAGCCCUGGUUGAUCCAAAACGCGCCGGAUCUUUACCCGGAUCUCCUCAAAGCAGCUAAUGCCAAUGAAGCUGAUAAAGUUGCUGAUCAAUUGCAAUCCACUGGCAUUUCUUCAGCUGAUUCAGGUGGUAGUUCAGAAGCUAAGCAAGAGGAAGUUAAGCGUCUUCCUGGUGGGAAAAUUAAAAAGAAGGAGAAGAAAGAAGUUAUCAUUGAAAAGGUUGUGCGCAACAAGCGCAAAUGUAUAACCACUGUAAAAGGCCUGGAACUUUUUGGUGUAAAAUUAAGUGAUGCUUCAAAGAAACUAGGAAAGAAGUUUGCUACUGGUGCCUCUGUUGUAAAGGGUCCGACUGACAAGGAACAGAUUGAUGUUCAAGGAGACAUAUCUUAUGACAUUGUGGAAUUCAUUACAGAAACCUGGCCUGAUGUCCUGGAAACAUCAAUUUUCUUUAUCGAAGAUGGAAAAAAGGUUCCAGCUGCUUGACUUUGAAAGGAAAGAUGAGACAUGAUAGGGGUUGCAGUAUGUCUUUUCACUGUUAAAUGUUAAUGGGACUCUAUAAGAUGUAUAAUUCUAUCAAAUUCAGAAGUUCUGCUUUUCAAAAUUCAACUUUUCCUUCUUUAAGAGUCGCAUUCUACUCUUUUGCUGAAAUAGUAUAAUUUUUGCAGUUGAUGAACAUAUAUGUGCAUUCAAUCAACAGAUGCAGCAUGUAUAGUGGCAACUAUAAAUGGUGUACACUAGUUGCAUUUAAUGUAGACUUCCCUUAUCAAGAUGC
Messenger RNA from Hibiscus syriacus, 956 nucleotides. RefSeq names its product translation machinery-associated protein 22-like. The record is from RefSeq and is a predicted model, not a curated record. The transcript is spliced from 7 exons. The coding region runs from base 92 to 667 and encodes 191 amino acids. Gene Ontology annotation, molecular function: mRNA binding; translation initiation factor activity. NCBI's taxonomy places the organism in Eukaryota, Viridiplantae, Streptophyta, Magnoliopsida, Malvales, Malvaceae. Gene Ontology annotation, biological process: formation of translation preinitiation complex; translation reinitiation.